Messenger RNA from Rotaria sp. Silwood2, 3348 nucleotides. The record is from the annotation of a GenBank genome assembly. Lineage: Eukaryota; Metazoa; Rotifera; Eurotatoria; Philodinida; Philodinidae.
AUGAAAGAUAAAUUAACAUUUCAAGAUGAAACUAAUAUAACUAUACGUCGUCGUAUAGCAGCUGAAAAACUUUUAAUUGGUUUUAAAAAUGUUGAUGAAUAUAUUGAUCCAAUAAUCUUAGAUAUCUUAUCAAAAAAUAUUCAAGGUGGUUUAACUCAUCAAUAUGUUAAAUUAGGUGAUAAAUAUAUUGAUAUUGAUAAAAUUUUUCGCAUGUAUUUAACAUGUCGUUUAUCAAAUCCAAUAUUAUCUACUUUACAUUUUUCUUAUUCAAAAGUAAUUAAUUAUACAGUAACAUUAAAAGGUCUUGAAGAACAAUUAUUAUCUUCACUUGUUAAAAUUGAAAGACGUGAAUUAGAAGAAAUGCGUGAAACAUUAAUUCAAGAAAUAUUUGAAAAUCAACAACAACAAAAAUUACUUGAAGAUUCACUUUUAAGAGAAUUAACAACAAGUACUGGAAAUAUUCUUGAUAAUACAGAAUUAAUUGAAACAUUAGAAAAUACAAAAAUAAAAGUCAGUGAAGUUAUGCAAGCAUUAAAUUUAGGUGAAAGAACUCGACAAGAUAUUGAAAAAUUACGUGACACAUAUAGAUUAGCUGCUAGACGUGGUGCUGUACUUUAUUUUACUUUAGUUCAAAUGUCAAUUAUUAAUUCAAUGUAUCAAUAUUCAUUAAAUUCUUUUCUAUCCGUUUUUGAAUAUAGUGUAAGAAGUUCGCAAACACAUAUAAAAUUAAAUAAACGUUUACAAUCAAUAAUAAAUACAUUAACAUAUCAAAUAUAUUGUUAUGGUACAACAGGAAUGUUUGAAAAACAUAAAUUACUUUAUUCAUUUUUAAUAACUAUACAAAUUGAAUUAGAUCAACAAAUAAUUAAUUAUAAUCAAAUAAAUUUUUUUCUUAAAGGUAAUUUAUCAUUAGAUAAAACAUUAACAAUUAAAACAAAACCAAUAUUUAAUUGGUUAACAUAUGAUGCAUGGCAUCAUUGUUUAUAUCUUACAAAAAAUUUUCCUGAUAAAUUUCAAAAUUUAUUAAUAAAUAUAGAAGAAAAUCAUCAGGAAUGGAAACAAUGGAUUGAAUAUGAUCAACCAGAAAAUUAUUUAGUACCAAAACCGUAUGAUAAUUUAUUAAAUGAUUUUGAACGUUUAAUGUUAUUAAGAUGUUUUUGUCAAAAUCGAAUUAUUUUUUCUAUAAAUAAUUAUAUAACGAAAAUAAUGGGAGAAAAAUAUAUUAUUCCACCAACAAUUUAUUUUGAUUCUAUAUUUGAACAAUCAACAUCACAAAUACCAAUUAUAUUAAUACUUUCACCAGGAUCUGAUCCAACAAAUGAUAUUCAAAAAUUAGCAGAAAGAAAAAAUCAUAUUCGAAAAAUUAAUAUUGAAAAUGGAAUAACAGGAAAUGAUGAACAAAAAUCUUUACGAAUACUUGCGAUGGGUCAAGGUCAAGAAAAAUUUGCAUUACAAGCAUUACAUACAGCACAAUAUCAAGGAACUUGGUUAUUACUUCAAAAUUGUCAUUUACUUUUACCGUUUUUAAAUGAAUUAGAAAAAGAAUUGGAAAUAUCAACGAAAUCACAUCCAGAUUUUCGUCUUUGGAUGACAACAGAACCAAUUGAGAAAUUUCCUAUCGGACUUCUUCAAAAGUCAUAUAAAGUAGUAAUAGAACCUCCAUCAACUCUUAAAUUAAAUCUUCGUUCAACAUUUAUUAAUAUAAAUUUACAAACAUUUACUGAAUCUGAUCAUCCAGCAUAUCCUUGUAUGAUAUUUAUUCUUGCUUUCUUUCAUGCAAUUAUACUUGAUCGAAGAAAAUAUGAUAAAAUUGGAUGGUCAUGUUCAUAUGAUUUCAAUGAAUCAGAUUUUCAUGUUUCAGUCGAUAUUUUAAAAUCUUAUUUAAACAUGAGUUUAGAACGUUCUAGUCUUGAAAUUCAAUGGCCAACAAUACGAUAUUUAAUCGGAGAAGUCAUAUACGGUGGUCGUGUAAUUGAUUCAUAUGAUCGACGUACAAUUCAUACUUAUAUGAAAGAAUAUUUUGGAGAUUUUGUUUUUGAUUAUUUUCAACCAUUUCAUUUCUUUAUUGAUACUAAUAAAUCAUUGAAAUAUGAUUAUUUUAUUCCUGAAUUACGUGAUUUUUUAUCGGCAAAACAAAGAUGGUUAUUAAGAGAAGCCAAUAUAUCAAUUGAACCACAAAUUGAAUAUAAUUUCGAAAAAUUUUUACCUGAUAAAAUUUCGAAUCUUCUUCAACGUAACAUAGAAAAAUCAAAUUUUGAUAUUGAUCGAAUUGAAUAUCGACAAAUGGAUUAUCAAUUUUUAUCUAAAAAUGUUCUUUUUAAUCAAUUCUUUCAUUAUUCCAUUUUUCGUGAUCUUUAUCUAACUUAUAUUGAUCAACUACCACUUUAUAAUCCACCUGAUAUACUUGGUUUACAUGCAAAUGCAGAAAUCAAUUAUUUAACUAAAACAGCUUAUGAAAUUUACUCAAUGAUGCUUGAUAUACAACCUGAACAGCAUGACAUUGAAGAUAGUUUAAGUAGAGAACAAUUUGUUUUAUCAUUAAUUGAUGAUAUUCUUCAACAAAUUCCACCAAAAAAAGAUCUUAAUAUUAUAAAACAAAAAUUUAAACAAAUUUUAACACCAUUAACAAUUGUUCUUGUUCAAGAAAUUCAACGAUUUAAUUUACUCACAUCAAUUAUGUGGAAAUCAAUGAAUGAAUUAAAACAAGCAUUAAAUGGUCAAAUUAAUUUUUCUUAUCAACUUGAUGAAAUAAGUAAAUAUCUUUAUCAUGGACAAAUACCAUUAUUAUGGAGAUCAUAUACACCACAAACAAAAAAAACACUUGGAAGUUGGAUUGAACAUUUUCAAAGACGAAAUCAACAAUAUGAAAAAUGGAUAUAUAAUGGUGAACUUAAAAUAAUUAAUUUAAGUGGAUUGCAUGUACCUGAAUCUUAUUUAGCUGCUAUUAUACAAAUAGUUUCACGUAAAAAUCAAUGGCCUUUAGAUAAAGUAACAUUUUAUACAAAUGUUACAAAAUGGCAAAAUAUAGAUGAUGUUGAUGAAUCUGUUCAAGGUAUUUGUUUAAUUGAAGGUUUGUAUUUAGAAGGUGCUGCAUGGGAUAUAGAAAAUAAUUGUUUAAUUGAACAAUCAAAUAAACAACUUAUUCAAAUGAUUCCGUUAAUUAAAAUAAUACCUAUUGAAACACAUCGAUUUAAUAUGAAUAAUUAUUUACGAACACCAGUUUAUGUAACAAGUGAUCGUCGAAAUGCAAUGGGUAUUGGUUUAGUAUUUGAAGCUAGUCUUUAUUCAAAAAAAGAUCUUUCACAUUGGAUACUCAAUGGUGUAUGUUUACUAUUGAAUACUGAUUAA